AUUAUGUAAAUCAACCAACCUCAAUAUCCAAACUAAAAAUAUAAAACAUAACUCUGUAGACAUUUUAGUAAAGCAUAAAAUCAAUUUUAGUUACUAAUGGUAAUUGUGCUCUAGGUGCAAGAUGUCAAUUUGCACAUGGAAGACAGGAACUUAGAACUAACCCUAAUGGGUUUCAACCAAAUUCUGAAUUUAAUAUCCCCUAAAAUCAAUAAGGAACUAUUCCAAUUAAAGUUUAACCCGUUAAUCCUAUGAUUGCAAAUUAUAAGAGUAAUAUUUUACAUUGAUCUUAUCUUAGCAUAAUUAUGCAAGCACUUCAACCCAUAAACUGGAUUAUGCAAAAAUGGAGUUACAUGCACCUUUGCUCAUGGAGAAUAAGAGCUUAAUUAAAUUAAUCCUUAUUUCUAAAAUUAAUAUAUGUAGUAGUAUCAAUAUUUUUAUGAUAGGCUUAUGCAACAAUAAAUCAAAUAACAAAACCAAGCUCAAGUAUAAGCUGAUCUCACUUAAUAGAUUUUAAUUAUGAUCCUUACUAAUAUGGAACAUAUUUUUCCAGGUUAAUAAGUAAAUAUAAUUCUCAUUUCUUAAGGAUAUAAUAAAUCUACUUAAAUAAGGCUAAGAAAAAGCCAAGUAGGGAGACAAUUAGGGUGCAAGUGAAAUUAUUAAAUUAAUUAUUCAUGCUGAACAAAGAACUAAAGAAGAAAAAUAAUAAUAUCAAUAAAUAUAUAAUAACGCCUAAAGGCAUUAUGAUUCUAAAUUAAAAGAAUACUUAAACCAAUGA
Messenger RNA from Paramecium sonneborni, 775 nucleotides. Lineage: Eukaryota; Ciliophora; Oligohymenophorea; Peniculida; Parameciidae. The record is from the annotation of a GenBank genome assembly.